Molecule: messenger RNA, 1541 nt
Organism: Sorghum bicolor (sorghum)
Lineage: Eukaryota; Viridiplantae; Streptophyta; Magnoliopsida; Poales; Poaceae
Product: F-box protein At1g67340
Exons: 3
Coding region: 105-1112 (335 amino acids)
Molecular function (GO): protein binding
Source: RefSeq, a predicted model, not a curated record
UCCUUCCACGCCGCGUCGCACGCACAUCUACCGGUCCCCUCCAUCUCUCGGCACCACGCCGCACAGGGUGUCCCGCCCCCGGCCCUUCCGGCCGGCCAGCCGCCAUGAGGAAGCCGACGACGAGGAGCGGCCCCAACAAGCAUGGCAGCUGCGGCGGCGGUGAUCGUAGGGUGGCCACGCUACCGGCGAAGCAGAAGGCGGCCGUGUCCGGCGGCCACCGUGGCGUCGCCGUCGGCGCGUUCGACUGCCUCCCCGACGACCUCGUGCUCGCCGUGUUAGCGGGGCUCGCGGCGCGCGCCGGGUGCCCCGCCGACCUCGCUGCGGCGGCGCUACCGUGCAGGAGGUUCCGCGAUCUCGCGGCGCACCCCGCGGUGCUGUCGCGUGCGUCGGCGGCGGCCGUCGCCGUGCCCGCGGGGAGGUGGUCGGAUGCGGCGCACCAGUUCUUGCGGCGGUGCGCGGCCGCCGGCAACCUCCACGCCUGCUACUUCCUCGGCAUGGUGCGGUUCUACUGCGUCGGGGGCAGGGCGACGGGGGCGGCGCUGCUGGCGCGCGCGGCGGCGGGCGGGCACGCGGCGGCGCUGUACGCGCUCGCCGUGGUGCAGUUCAACGGCAGCGGCGGAGUCAAGGCGGACAAGGACCCGCGCGCGGGGGUGGCGCUGUGCGCGCGCGCCGCGUGGCUCGGCCACGUCCCGGCGCUCCGCGAGCUCGGCCACUGCAUCCAGGACGGCUACGGCGCGCGCCGCGACGCCGCCACCGGACGCCGCUUCCUGCUCCACGCCGCCGCGCGCGAGUUCCUCGUCUCCUCGUCGCACACGCACCGCCGAAACGGCCAAGAAGAAGAAGACGCUGCCAGUAGGUUCAUGGUGGAGUGGUGGGCGCUGGCCGCUGCCAAGACAGGAGGAGAAGGCGACGGCGAUGCCGACGUGCGCCUGUGCUCGCACCCGCGGUGCGGUCGGAGGGAGACGCGGCGGCACGAGUUCCGGCGGUGCUCCGCGUGCGGGUCCGCCGUCUACUGCUCGCGCGAGUGCCAGGCGCUGGAUUGGAAGCGCGUGCACCGUGGCCAGUGCGCGGCCGCCGCUAGCCGGUGGCUCGCCGCCGGGAACGCGCAGUGAGCUAGCGACGCGAACGUCGCGCAUGUACAUAGCUUGUGAAUAGUGGUAAUAGUACUAGACUAGAUAGCGUGCCACUCUACAUGUUGCCAUGUUGGUAGCUUUUAUUACUUCUUGCAUAGACUUGAGGUUAAUUAAACUAGCUAUAUAUAUAUAGCUAGGCGUGCUUGCAUUUCUUUUGUAAAUUUUGGAUCAAUCAGUUGUUAGGGAUAUAUAGUGAUUAGAGUUGCUUGGAUUUUAGUGGUGGCACAACAAAUGUUAGCAGAUGUUGCUGCUAGUGAUGGGCAAAUGUUAGCAGUUGUUAGGCUCUUUUGAGAAUGUGAUGCUAGUAUAUAUGUUGUCUGUGCCAGUUAGGCAAGGCAUGCCGUCGGCGUGGUAGUAGGGUAUUCUUCUGUCCGUCGUGUUUAAAAAAAAAAGAUGAAAAGUUUUGCA